Molecule: messenger RNA, 227 nt
Organism: Paramuricea clavata
Lineage: Eukaryota; Metazoa; Cnidaria; Anthozoa; Malacalcyonacea; Plexauridae
Source: the annotation of a GenBank genome assembly
AAGCUUCACAGAAGCUUCACAGAAGCUUUACAGAAGCUUUACAGAAGCUUCACAGAAGCUUCACAGAAGCUUCACAGAAGCUUUACAGAAGCUUCACAGAAGCUUCACAGAAGCUUCACAGAAGCUUUACAGAAGCUUCACAGAAGCUUCACAGAAGCUUUACAGAAGCUUUACAGAAGCUUUACAGAAGCUUUACAGAAGCUCUUCCUGAAAACAACAAUACAUAG